Molecule: messenger RNA, 3220 nt
Organism: Xiphophorus hellerii (green swordtail)
Lineage: Eukaryota; Metazoa; Chordata; Actinopteri; Cyprinodontiformes; Poeciliidae
Product: gastrula zinc finger protein XlCGF57.1-like
Exons: 3
Coding region: 5-1528 (507 amino acids)
Biological process (GO): negative regulation of transcription by RNA polymerase II; regulation of immune system process; regulation of cytokine production
Cellular component (GO): nucleoplasm
Molecular function (GO): RNA polymerase II cis-regulatory region sequence-specific DNA binding; DNA-binding transcription repressor activity, RNA polymerase II-specific
Source: RefSeq, a predicted model, not a curated record
ACUGAUGGAUUUUACCCGGAUACCGAAGAUCAUCUUACACCGGAUAGAUCUGUGGAAAGAGGAGGAGGUUCUAAAUGAGCCCAGCAACCAAGAGGAAAACUCCACUUUAGAACAAGAGGAACCAGAACCUCUGCAGAUAAAACAGGAACAAGAAGAACCAGAACAUCAACAGUUCAAAGAGGAAGAGAAGGAACUCUGCAUCAGUCAGGAUGAAGAGCAGCUUGUGCUGAAACAGGAGACUGAUGACAAUUUGGUGAUUCCAUCUAAUGUACAAAUAUUCCACAAUGAAACAGAAUCACAGAGGGACCAACUCAUCUCUCAUGGCUCUGCUGAGGAUGAGAACCAGGAUCAGGAAGGAAGAAAUUCUGAAGACCUAGGAAAAAAGAGAGACGAAGAACAGAAACAAAAGGAGAGAUGUCAGAAAACCAAAACUUGCAGCUCAAAACGAAAACUACGCAAGAAAUCUCGUGCUCGCCAAAUACGAUACUUUUGUAAAAUUUGCCAUAAAACUUUUUCUCAAAACGCAUCUUUGACUAGCCACAUGAAAAUUCACAACGACAAUAAACCUUUCACAUGUACAGUCUGUAGAAAAAGUUACAGGCACAAGAGGGGUUUAAUUCAUCACUUGAGAAUUGUCACAGGUGAAAAACCGUUCACAUGUUCAUUAUGUGAAAAACAUUACCAUUUAAAGGGCGCUUUAAAGAAUCACAUGAGAAUUCACACAGGUGAAAAACUGUUCACAUGUUCAUUAUGUGAAAAACAUUACCGUUUUAAGGCCGGUUUAAAGAAUCACAUGAGGUUUCACACGGGUGAGAAGCCUUUCUCUUGUGUGACUUGUGGAAAAAGUUUCAUUCAGAAACGCACUUUAACUGUUCAUAUGAGAAUUCACACUGGUGAGAAACCUUUCUCUUGUCCAACCUGUGGAAAAAGUUACAGUUACAAGAGUGGUUUAAUUUAUCACUUGAGAAUUCACACAGGUGAAAAACCGUUCACAUGUUCACUCUGUGGAAAACAUUACCCUUUAAAGGAGACUUUGAAGAAUCACAUGAGGAUUCACACGGAUGAGAAGCCUUUUUCAUGUCCAAGUUGUAGAAAAGGAUUCAGUCAAAAAAGCACUUUAACUCGUCACAUGAGAAUUCACACAGGUGAGAAGCGUUAUUCAUGUGUGACUUGUGGAAAACAUUUUGGUUACAAAUGUGAUUUAAAUAUUCACAUGAGGAUUCAUACGGGUGAGAAGCCUUUUACAUGUCCAACUUGUAGAAAAAAAUACAGGCAAAGAGCCACUUUAAGUCGUCACAUGACAAUUCACACGGGUGAGAAUCCAUAUACAUGUGUGAGCUGUGGAAAACAUUUUAGUUGCAAAAGUUAUUUAGAUAUUCAUAUGAGGAUUCAUACGGGUGAGAAGCCUUUUUCAUGUGUAAUCUGUGGAAAACGUUUCUGUCAAAAAUCUAAUCUUUCUGCACACUUUCAGACUCACACAGGUGAGAAGUCUUUUUCUUGUGACUUGUGGAAAAACUUUCCGGUUUGAAUCUAGAUUACUCCGUCACCUGAGAUCUCACACAGGUGAGAGGCCUUCCUCUUGUGUGACAUGUUUAUAAAGUUUCACUCAUCUGUUCAUAUGAGGGAGCACAGAGCACAUGACGGCAUAAUUUGAACCUUUGAAUUUUCUCAGUGACUUGGUGUUUGGAAGUGGAGUAUUUAUAGCUGGAUGACAUUUAGAAAAUGUAGCAGCUUUGUUAAAAAAUCAUUUCAAAUAAGAAAUCUUGUUCUGGUAGUUUUACCUUUCCAUCUAAAUGUUUCUUUUUAAGUGACAUUGUUUCCAUAUUAAUUGUUUCUUAAUUGAAAAAUGAAUUUGAAUGCUUUAGGAGUUAUUAAGAACAUUGUAUUUUGUAUUACUUCGAUGAUUUUGGUUAGCAGAUACAUGUUGGCUGUUACUGAAUGUACAGUAUGUGCUGGUAGGUUACAAAUGAAUUGCCCCUUGGGAAGAAUAUGUUUGUCUAAAUUUGAAUCUGAAUAUCAUAUUUUUUUUAUUUUCUGUUUGAGAUUCAGGACAAAAAUAAAUAUUUCUGUUGAUUUGAUGGCAACGAUGCAGACAUGAGGUUUAUUCAGUCAUAGUUAAGUCUGAGAAUUGUCUUUUUGUGUAAACGUGUAUUAUCUCUGUCCUUGUAAAAAUGACUCUACAUAGUAAAGUUUUGUUUAAGUAGUUUUAUUUUCAUUCAGUAGCAGAUUUCAGACUGGGUUUUGUUGGUUCACAAUUCUAUUUGUCUAUUUUGUUUUUCCUUGAUGAACUAAACAUUGUGUAAUUUUGUAUAAAUUUAUAUAUGAACAUUUUUAAUGUAGUGAGUUUAUAAUGUAAAGACAAAAUGCUCCUUCCCCCAAAAAGAAAUAUUUAAAAAAAUAUAUAUCUUUGGAGUUACCAUGGUAACGGUUAACCUACUUGAAGUUCUGCCCUUUGUGACACGAUAUUUGGUGAAAUAGCUCCUCAAACAGUGAGCAUUGAUCUAGUUAAGAUGAUGUAAGGUAUUGAGAGACGCUUUUUUCAUCUCGGCUCUGGUUGUUUUGUCAAACGUACCGCAGUUUCGAGCCACAAUGAUCUCCAGGUUCAAAGCUUUCAAACUCAGUAUAGGUCAAACACUUUGGUCCACUAGAGUCUGCAGGAAUCAGUGGAAAGUCAUCAUCACUCUGGUGCAGUUUGCAGCUACAGGUAAUAUCAGAUGAACAGCAGAUCUGAAAUUAAAGGUGCAUUCCCAAACUUCAUCAGUCCAAGGCCAACCAGACUUCAUGAAGAGAUGACAGCUGCUGAGACGCCUGCAAAUAUUGGCCACCAUUCACCAUUUCCAUCUAAUAAGUGUAUUAUUUAUUCCUCCAGUUGCCAUGGUAAUCAUUAAAUGCUUUCCUCUGGUUCAGAUUUCACUCCAGUAAAAGUCCAUUCACAUCCAAAAUGGCGUCUCACAACUUUAUAUGAUUACGUCACAGUGCUGCCAUCUUGUGACAGAAACAUGUCCCUGCAGCUCAGCGGAGAUAAAUAAGCUGCAGGUUUUUGUUUCUGUUUCCAUCUCAGUGAUUUUAGUUCAAGAUGUUUAGUCACAAAAUGUUUUGUUUCAGAUUAUUAAACAGGAUCAAAUGUUUCAAUGACUGAAUGAAGUCAGACAGUAAAGGUUGGUUGUAGUGUGUGAGAAAUUCAUCAUAAUAAACAGAAAUAAAAUGUUUGGAAGCAUCA